AUGUCAUACAUAGAUCAUAAAAAUAUUGAAGUCACCGACUUUGCCUACCCAUCCAGCGUGUACAGGGCAAGGUAUGAACAACCCGGUUCUGUCUCUGAUGCCGGAUCUAGCUCUGAUCCAACUUAUCGUCUUACUUUCGGCGAAAAAGGCGGAGAGUCUAAAAUGUUGUCCCAAGCGGCUCUUUGCACAUUGUCCGUAUUACAAACAGUUUCCCGCUUGCUAGUUCCCCAAGAGCUUGAUCAAGCUCCAAACAGAGGGUCAAUGACCAACUUCAAUGGGUUUCAAACGAGACGUAAUGUUGUGGAAUGGAAAAACCUCUUGACAGAUUUUAGCAACAUCAACAAUGGAGAAUUGACUGUUUUUUCAUCCACAAGCCCAAUUAUUCCGUCAGCCCAAUAUUCGUUGAGAGCAUACGAAGUGGAUGAAGAACUUUCCACUAACAUUCUUAAUCAUCUUGAGGGAAUAUUCAAAAAACCUAAUAAAUGGAUAUUGGACCCCGAUUCACUUGCCCAAGGACGUGAAGAAGAGUUUACAUAUACAUCGAUUUGGGAUGAUCUCGGAGAUGAUGACAAGGAUUUGUUGAAUUACGGAAAACAGGUGGUGUGUGAAGCUAUUAAUCUCACUAGGCAAUUGUUAGAUCCGACAAUGAUACAAAACUUGAUGGAAAGAUCUGCGGGUGAAGGAGGAGAAAUGAACUCUUUGCUCAAUGAAGUGCAUGGGAUAACGGACCACGUCGGUACGCUCCUUGGAUACGUUACCCAUUUGGUGGGAUUUGAGAGAGGUUUGUUGAAGGAGCAUGAUACUGCAAAAGAAGAAUUGCGUUCGUGGGGUGAAUGUAAUCGGCCUUCACAAAAAUGGAGGGAUGGGACCAUAAAAUAUAUCGAUCAGCUUGAAGCCAAUAUAGAGAAGCUGAGUGUACAGAGGAGUAACUCGCAAUAUGGUCUGAAUCAGUGA
Molecule: messenger RNA, 954 nt
Organism: Tremella mesenterica DSM 1558
Lineage: Eukaryota; Fungi; Basidiomycota; Tremellomycetes; Tremellales; Tremellaceae
Exons: 4
Coding region: 1-954 (317 amino acids)
Source: RefSeq, a predicted model, not a curated record